AAACACGUCGAGGACCAGGGAGUGGCUUGUGCCAGAGCUGAAUAAUGAUGAUCCCAGCACUCUUAUAAAGAGAAGCGGAGAGCUCACCACAGAGCUGUUCCUUGCCGCCCUGGCCCUCUGCGGAGCAUCACUGCGCCACAUCCACCAAGGUCCAUUUCCCGCCUGCUUCCCAGUGCAGCCAUGCUGGGCACAGCAGUGCGGCUCUCGGUCCUGCUCAGCCUCUUCAACAUUGGGAAAGGCCAGAUAUUUCAUGUGGGACCAUGCCCAGAUCCAUCAGUUCAAGAAGAAUUUGAUAUCAACAAGUAUUUGGGGAAAUGGUACGAGAUAGAGAAGCUGCCCUCAACUUUUGAGAAAGGAAGCUGCGUCCAGGCAAAUUACUCAUUGAAGGAGAACGGGAAGUUCAAGGUGAUCAACAAGGAGAUGCUUGCCAAUGGCAAAAUCAAUGAAGCUGAAGGAGAAAUCAUGCACAUGGAUGUAAAGCAGCCGGCCAAGCUGGGUGUCCGCUUUAACUGGUUUAUGCCUGCUGCCCCUUACUGGGUCAUUUCCACCGACUAUGAAAACUACUCUCUGGUUUACUCCUGCACUAACAUCCUCUGGCUCUUCCACAUGGACUAUGCCUGGAUUCUGUCAAGAGCUCCUGAAAUGCACCCAGAAACCGUGGAGCACCUGAAGAGUGUUCUCCAGUCCUACAAGAUUGACACCGAGAAAAUGAUGACCACUGAUCAAGCCAACUGCCCUGCUGAGAUGUAACUCCUGGCUUGUAGUGACACAGCACUAGACCAGAGAUAAACUUUGUUGCUUGCUUUAUUAGCCAUUAGAAUUUCUCUAUGUACCUGAGAAAUUUAAUAACCUCUUUGCUAAUAGUAGUUUGCCAGCCCAGAGUCACUCCUUGCUGUUGUUCCCUCUAUUGCUCUUCCCCCUCUUUUUGUCUCACUCUGACUUUUGCAGUGUAAGUGACUGAAUCAGUCUUAAUGGGUGAAAGAAAGAAACCCUGAAGUGCAGAUGUGAAACUCUGCUGUUGCUAUGAGUCCUCCAGCAUGUGGAUGGGAAAGGGUAUGAGUCAUGAUGUGGAAGUAUUAGUCCUGGGGAAAAAUCAUUCAUUACACAGCCCCACGUUUGUUUCCAAAUUUCGUCUUGACGCUUCUGGUCCUGUCAGGAAUCUACAGUGUCUGAGCUACACUGUGGGCACUGCCUUAGCAUCAGCAACAUCCAGAUCAUCCUGCAGCCUGGGAACUGAGGCUGGGGGUCUUGAAAGUUUUCUGAUGCAGGGAUGUAGGCAUAUGUUGCUGCUAAGUCAGCAGACCUCCUUGCUAGAAAUCAGAUCUUGCCCUUUGUAUUUUAAAUCUAAAAAUGUCCAGAGAUUCAGCAUCACUCCAUCCCCAGUGUCUAUAUGUGUCCUUCUCUUGCCUCUAAUGAGAUUGGUCCUGCACUCCCAAGGGACCAGCUCUGACUGUACUUGUAAGCAGACAUAAAGAGAUGGGGCUGCUCCCUUGUUCUCUCUUCCAGAGGCUUUUCCCUGAACACCAGGAGACAGCAGGCUCUGGCUGACAUCCUGCCCACUGCUGUUGCACAUGCCGAGUGCCCGCGGGUGCUGCAUCUGCCCUGGCAGGUGUUCAGCAGGCACUGCAACAACUCUGCUUGAAUAGCAUUCAUGCAACUCAUUAAAAAUGAAAUAAAAAUA
This is a messenger RNA of Corvus hawaiiensis (hawaiian crow), 1681 nucleotides long. It is a transcript of the gene APOD, whose product is annotated as apolipoprotein D. NCBI's taxonomy places the organism in Eukaryota, Metazoa, Chordata, Aves, Passeriformes, Corvidae. Gene Ontology annotation, molecular function: cholesterol binding. Bases 181 to 750 code for a protein of 189 amino acids. The record is from RefSeq and is a predicted model, not a curated record. The transcript is spliced from 5 exons. Gene Ontology annotation, biological process: tissue regeneration; lipid transport; brain development.